UAGGCUGUAACUAGGUAAACACACCACACAAAAAUACUAGGAGAGGCGGGAAGCUUGUUCACCACCUGACGUACUGCCACAUAUAAAUGUGGAAAUACAGCCAUUCCUAUUAUCCAUCUUUUAAGUUAUAGCAGAGCCAUGUAUGGUCCCGGAGUGAGAGUCGGUAACUGGCUGGAAACUGCCUUGUCCGAGGAGAUGCGUGUGAGCGAAAUGAAGCAGCGCAGGGAAAGCGGCAACCUGUUGCUGGACAGAACCCGAGCCGUUUACGACCGCUUCUACCAGGAGACGGUGUUGGGUCCUCCGCAGGAUGUGCUGGCCUUCGGCGCGUUGGUGCAGCUCCGCCCCGUGAAGAUCAACGUCUGCCGCCAGCAGGACAUAGAUCAGAACCUGGUCCUGUCGGUGGUCAUCACCCAGGAGGGCCUGCACCGCAACUGCCACACCAUCAAUGAGAUGUGCGACCUUUCGGUGGCACCUGCUCCACAUCCCUCGCUGCGCAGCAGCUUUAGGAUUGUCAGUCCGAACGACGACGACCGCUCCGGUCAGUACCUGGCGUACGGCGAGAAGUUCCGACUCCAAACCCUAGAGCCCGCCGAUGAGCCCAUGUACUUGUUCAGCGGACCCAAGAGGCUGAACUUAUCGCUUCCCGUGGAGAAGGCCUUUUACACCACCAAACACGGCGAGGUUACACUUCCAUUGGGUUUGGUAUCGCACAAGAACUGCGGUCCAUCUGCCCGGGUGCCCUCUUCACACACUCACUUUUUUUGUGCGCACAAGGACCCCGAUCUGCGAUUCGAAAGCGAGGGCAAAACUAUACCAGUAAACUAUCCAUUGCUCAUUGUUCAUGCGGUUACCAAUCGAAAUCUGGCUGUGGAGAAUGUUGUGGCAAACACCCUGUUUGGUCCGGAGUUCCAGGUUUCCGUGGAGACCUACAAGAAUGUGUACAAGCGGGAGACCUGGAAGAACCAGUGGAAGUUCACAUAUUGAUAUAGCUAGUCCCAUAUUGCGGUGUAUUUUCAGUUUUUGUAUUGCAUAUUAUUCAACUGGGGUGCAGCUCCUACCUGCUGUGGCAUUCAAACGACCCAAUCAAAUGAGCUGUUGCGAGUUCGCCUGUUUGUUAAGCAUGUCAAAAUAAAAGACGAGACGAGAAGUUGUCGUAAAUUCCGUUUGAUUGUCGGGCAAUGCCAAGAAUCCCGGGUGGAAAUUUAUGUCUCCCCUCGCAAGUUUCUGGUCGGUCAACGAGGCGUGUGAGUGAUUUGUUGCGGGGGCAUCGCCGGGGGAGAAUGUCACAAGUUGCGCCACUUUAUGAUUGUGAUAAAUUAAUUAAAAUUAGACAAUAACUACGACGGGAAGAGGCUAAUGAGCUGGAGACGAUCGACAAGGGCAGCAUCUCCGUCGCAGAAACAGAUCUUGUAGAACAUGUCAGCGCAACAAAUUUGAAUUAGUUCGCGCUUCACUUAUUUGACGGCAGCAGAGCAGUCAUAAAAAGAAAGUGCCGCCCCCAGACGGAGCUGGGAUUCAGAAAA
Molecule: messenger RNA, 1523 nt
Organism: Drosophila suzukii
Lineage: Eukaryota; Metazoa; Arthropoda; Insecta; Diptera; Drosophilidae
Product: cilia- and flagella-associated protein 161
Biological process (GO): cilium assembly
Cellular component (GO): motile cilium
Source: RefSeq, a predicted model, not a curated record